Messenger RNA from Rotaria sp. Silwood1, 7293 nucleotides. The record is from the annotation of a GenBank genome assembly. Lineage: Eukaryota; Metazoa; Rotifera; Eurotatoria; Philodinida; Philodinidae.
AUGGUUUUUGCACAUUUGGCCGCUUAUUUGCUCGAUAAAUUUUUGGGUGACUACAUUGAAAAUUUAGAUUCGAAACAACUUAAAAUUGACUUAUGGCAUGGUGAUGUUGUUCUCGAAAAUUUGUCGUUGAAACCGAACGCACUAGCCAAUUUUAAUCUUCCUGUUACAGUGGCUACUGGUCACCUCCAAAAAUUGUCACUUCACAUUCCAUGGAAACAGUUGUAUACACAUCCGACUGAAGUCGUCAUUGAUGGUUUCUAUCUGCUUCUUACACCGAAAACUGAUGUCAACUAUGAUCCUGAACGAGAUGAACAAAAACAGUAUGAUGAAAAAAUGAAAGAAGUACUCAAAGUUGAACAAUUUCGCAAAGAAAGAGAAGAAUAUGAAAAUUCCAAAACGGUGUCAAAGCGCAAAGAUACAUUUUUGGAACGGUUACAAAUACAUAUUCUUCGUAAUCUGACAUUGUCAAUAAGCAAUAUUCAUAUUGCUUAUGAAGAUAAAACAACAAAACCUGAUCAUCCAUUUUCAUUUGGUAUUACACUCAACUACAUCAAACUUUACACAACUAAUCAUGAAUAUGUACCUGUAGUAUCGAAGGAUGAGUCACCAAUUAUAUACAAAGACAACUUACAAGCAAAUAUUGUCAAGAAGGAGAAUACAGCACCAGAUCACAUGGCUUAUAUUUUACGACCAUUAAAUAUAAGCGUUAAAAUAAAAGUUGCUGCCACACCUCAUAAACAAGAUUAUGCACGACCAGUAUUUGAUGCUAAAAUUGAUUUAGAUUAUAUCAGUUUAAAUAUCAAUCGUAAUCAGUAUUGCGAUCUACUCGACCUACUCGAAUUUCAAGAUCAUCUUAAUUUAGAAUUGAAAUAUAUUAAAUAUUAUGCUAUGAUUGAAAAUAAUACUACAGAUAAACUAACUGUCCGACGAUGGAAGUUUGCCUAUGUUGCUAUUUUAAAUGAAGAAGUUCGACCACGACUUGCAUCGUACAAAUGGGAAAAUAUCAAGGCUAAUCUUGAUCGAUUUCGCGAGUAUCAUGACGUUUACUACCAAGUAUUGACUGGUGAUACAAGUAAAAAGCAAAAGCAACGUGCUGAAGAACUCGAAAGAAAGAUCGAUGUAUUCAAUUUGCUUUUUAUUCGUCGAACUGUUGAAAUUGAGAUUAAAAAGAAGAAGGCAGAACAAAAAGAACCGGGUUGGUGGGACAAAUUGACCAGUUGGUGGACUGGAGAGUCGAACAAAGAGACUCUAGAAUUCGAUAUUGACAGUGCAACAGUAGAUGAUGAAAAGAAAAAAUUGUACGAUGCCAUUGGUUAUGCAGAAAAUGAUACAUCAUUAGCUUAUCCAGAAGAAUAUGUUGAUAUUGAUCUGACAAUUCGACUGAGUAUGCUCGAAAUCAACGUCUGGUCGAAUAUCAACGAAAACGAUUCACAACUCAAAGUAAUUGCUUCUGCCGCUAUACCCGAUGUUGGUUUUAUAUUCAAACGGCGUCCAGCCAAAUCAGCUUUUCUAUUUGUUAUCGAUUUGGGCUCAUUCCAAGUAUUUGGUGUUACUGCCGAUGCAAUCAUAAUAGAGAAGUCGAAUGAUAAUCGUCCCGUUCUUGCUAAACCGGCGAAUGAAAUACAAUUAAAAGACAAAGAUCUAUUGCAUAUCGAAUAUGAAACUAAUCCAUUGGAUAGACCAUCUGAAAAUCGUAUACAAGUUAUAUUACAAUCGCUCGAGAUCACUUAUGAUGCGUUUACUAUCAACAAACUUGUCGAAUGUUUCCAGCCUGAUAGAAAGCGUGAUUUACAAGGCAUCAAAGAAAUUGCUUAUUCAGCAUUUAAUGAUAUCAAAUAUCGUACACAUUUUCUUUUCAAUCAUUAUCUAAAAAAUAUUCAAGCAUCAGACAUUAAUAUUGAUCUUCAACCUUCCUUUUUUCUCGUGCCAGAAAACGGUGUUUAUCGACAUGGUUGCUCAGUGCUCUGUUUGGAUUUUGGUCAUUUUACAUUUAAAGGUGGUCCUAGUUACAGUGAUAAGGACAUAGAAAUAGAAAAAACAUCUGAAAAUAUUACAAAUAUCGAUGAUGCUCAUGAAUCUCCUUGGAAGAUCGAUGUACAAAUUUCAGCUAUCGAUGGUCGAUUGUCUGAUACACAUAUUUUCGAAAUUGUCAAACUUUUUCAAUCCAUACCAUUUCCUGAAUCGAAAGAAGAAGAGGUAGAAACUGAAAUACUCGUAGAGUCAACAACAUUCGAAGUCACUGUGCCUCGUCAAAACACGAAAAAAACAUUGGAAGCAGUGGAAAGUAUGACACCAGUACAAAAAAUCAUGCAAGAAGCAGCUAGUGCCGAAGCAGAAGAUAAAACAAAUGAGCAGAUACCAGCAGAGAUCGUCAAGAAAAAAGUCGAUUUACAAGAGCAAAUAAUAGAACUUGAAGCUACUUUUGAACUUCCACGAAUUCAUCUACUCAUCGAAGAGUCUUUAUCAGAUUCAUCUAACGAUACUCAGCCAUUUGUUCGUAUUUCACUUCUAUCAAUUAUUGCUCGAGCUACAAUGAAAACAUUUGACAUCGAUUUCAAUGCAUCUCUGGCAGAUUUUAUUAUUGUUCAUGAACAAUUUAUUACUAAUAAUAAUGAUCGACUUUGUUUAAUUACUAUGGAAAGAGUUCGUGAUCGAGAAAAUGAUAAACUAAUUAGUAUCAAUGGCUUACUGACAUCACCUGUAAAUCCUAAUUUUGCAUCUAUUCCUUACAAUAAUAUCGAAAAUCAGAUAUGUCUGCAUAUUGGUAAACCUGUUUUCAUGUUACAAUUAGAAGCACUUCUGUCCAUUAUUCGAUUUAAAAAUAAUCUUAUGGAAAAAAUAUCGAGAGAACAACAUCAUUUACCGGACAAUACAAUAGCAAAAAGACGAGCUACAGCGAAAGAGAAUCCGAAACAUGUUGUCAAGAAGGAUCCGGCAUCAGGAAUGCCAACAUUUCAAAUCGAUGCUGAUCUAAAAGGAUUACGUGCAAUAAUUGGACUCGAAUUCUUCCAAAUAAUUGAUAUUCAAAGUCAAGGCCUUCGUGCCCAUAUAUUGAAUUCGGUCGAAAAAACAUCAGCCAAUUUGAUUCUUACUGAUUUGCGUGUCUUUGAUCCUAAUCCAAAAGCACGCUAUCGUCAUAUUAUCUCGCAACAAAGCACUGAUAAGCAACUGUUAUGUGUCGAUUUUACUCUCUUCAAUUAUCCAAAAAAAUAUGAGAAAACACUUGACGAUGUUGAUUGUGAUAUCAAAAUACAAUUAAUUAAAACAAAUAUAGUCCUUCUCUACAAGCAUGUAGACCUCAUUUUGAACUUAGUCAAUUUAUUCCAAACGAAAAAAACUGAACAUGAUGUUUCUUCAAAUGAGCCAAGUGCUGUCUCUGAAACUAUGGAAAAAUUUCAAAAUCAAGCACGCAAACUUCGUCUCGAUGUAACACUCGACGCACCGAGCAUACUUGUUCCAACAAGUUCUUAUUCGAACGAAGGACUUUUCAUUGAUCUGGGCCAAUUAACGGCACAGACACAUUUUACCGAUGAUCCAAAUCGUUCAUUUAUCGAGCAACAAGUAGUAACCAUGAAAAAAUUAUUUGCAAGCCGAGUUCAACUCGGCAAAAACAAUGAAACAUGCGGUGACAUUAGUCUACUUCAAUGUGCUGAACUUAGUACAUUGAUCGAUCGUCUGUUAUAUCCAGAAAAGGUUCAAAAUGAACCACAAAUUUCUAUUGUGACCAAUUGGGAUACUAUUCAAUUUACACUAGCCAAAGAUGAUUAUGCAUGUAUAAUGAAAAUAGUUAAGGAAAAUUUUUCAGAAAAGAUUUACCACAAGAUACCAAAGUCUACUGUUCAAGAAAAGACUGAAUAUAGACAAAAUAGUCAAAAGAAUGUCACUAUCACAAACAAAAAUCAAGAAAAUUUAAAUGGUAAUCAAGUCUUGGAAAAAAUUCAUUUCAAUGCUGAAAUAAAGAAAAUUGCUAUAACACUCUAUCUCAACGAAUCAAAAUUCAUCCCUCGACACGCAUCACGUAAUGAAAAUUUAAAAUUUCUUGAUUUGCGAUUUGAAAUGCUCAAAGCUCACUUUCGGCAAUUGUCUGAUUCAAGUUACGAUGGUAAAGCACAAAUACAAACGCUCUUAUUAGAUGAUCUACGAAAAGCAAAUGAAUUCAAUAGUGUUACACGUAUGAUCGAUCGAAACUUCAAUGUCGAUCCAAGUGCACCUAUGUUCACAGUUACUCUCGAAUUUAAAAAAGAAAAUGAACAACAAUCUAGUGGUGUUCGACAAGUCGAUGCUCAACUUGAAAGUUUUUAUAUUUGCAUGAGUCCAGACUAUUUUAUGGUAUUACAUGACUUUUUCAUCGCGAGUCUGUCAUUAAGUGAUGAGAAGAAACCGCAUCCAUCAAUUAUGUAUUCAGAAACAUUAUCUGAUAUUGAUUAUGAUAUGCCACUACCAGCAAAGCCCAUAUCAACAUUCCGUCGACCGAAUCGACCAUCCAGUGAUGCAUCAGAAUCUAUAUUACGUUCACCUGAGAGACCGUCCGAGACUCUCUUUACGACCCAAGAUGUAUCACCCGAAGCUGGUGAUUAUCUUCAGACUAAAGUUAAUGUCGUAAUCAAAAGCCCAGAAAUUAUUUUACUUGAAGAUCAACAUAAUAACAAUUCGAACUGUCUUGUAUUUAGUAUUUUGCAACCGGUCAGUAUCGAUGCCAUUUUAAUUAUGAACUUGAAACAGCAAAAGAUCGAUGUAUCCAUUGGAGAUAUUACCAUUCAAAUAUCUCCAUCAGCAGUUCGUACAGUUCUCAAUUUGGUAAAAUUAAUGGGCAAACUUGAAACUCCCAUUCGAAAUGAAACGGAAAAAAUUAAUUCGAAAGGAAUCUUUGAUACAAAACCAUUCAAAGAUGCAAGCUUUUGGUUUAUUAAAGAUAAUGAAGAGAAACAAGAAUUAAUGGAACAGACAGAUGUUUUGGAAUUAACUACUGGUACUCCUUCAAAUAAGAAAGCCGCAAUUGAAGAAGCAAACAAAGAGAAGGAAGAAGAAGAGAAAAUCCAAACUCAAAAUAUUCUCUCUCAAGAACUUAGUUUGAUUUUGAAAGUAAUCGAAAUUAAACUUGAACUUGGCACAGGCCCAUCAACUAAACCAGUGAUAGCUAUGUGCCUUUCGAAUCUGUUUGUCGAUAUGAAAAAUUGGUCCAGUGAUAUAAGUAUUUCGUCUAAAAUUCAUGUUGAAUUAGCCUUAUUCAAUGAUAAUUUAUUGGCAUGGGAACCACUUAUUGAACCAGUUAUCAAUGAAUGUGGUGAAGUUGAAUGUCCAUGGUCUAUUACAUGUUCGACCUCAAAUUAUGAACAAGACGAAGAAAAUGACGAACAGUCACGAUUCUUACUUGAUGAUCCAAAAUCGUCUUCAAAUACUGAACAAAAACCAAAAGAUGAUAGUGUGAGUUUGGAUGCUAAACACGUUAUUUAUGUUCGAGCUGAUCAUUUGCUCAACGUUACCAUAACAAAGACGAUGCUGAAUCUUGGGCAACGCCUUUCCACUAUGAUUAAAGAUGCUUAUAAUAAACAAUCGCCAUGGAAUGAAGAUGAUGAUGAUCGAUCAAUGUUAUCAAUACACAACAUGACGGGAUGUGAUAUUUACAUUGAUAAUUUAAGUGGAAUUAAGUUUCUCGAGAAUAAGAAAUUAGAUACUCCAAUUCAUCUCACAAAUCAUGAUUCAAUUCCAUUAACAGUACCUAGUGAACGAUUAUUGGCGACACGAAUUCCAGCUAUUGCUGAACAAAUCUCUAAUAGAAGACAAGAAUUUUCUGUUACAAUCGCCAAUCAAGUCAAAACAAUAGAUAUCAAUCAAACAUGGAGACGAAUAUUUGAUUUGGGUCCAUCAUCUAUUCCAAAUUGGCCUAUUCAAUUGCUUUGUGAUUCUCAAUUAUACAAUGAUCGUCGACGAAUAGUUCUAAGUUCAAUCAUCAAAAUAUUCAACAGAGCUACAAUGCCAGUGAUGAUUUUGGAUAUUGAUUCAGUUGAACUGGGAACAUAUCGUGAAGUAGCUCGCGUCGAAGCCAAUGGAGAGUUGUAUCUUCCACUUGAACUAGUUUAUGUGCGCAUGAAUCCACGUCUAUUUAUUAGUAUCGAAGAAGCUAAAUCUACGAAUGGAGUUCAGGAUUUUAUUUCAUUCGACUGGGAAAUCGAGUCUUCUGCUGAUCGCGUAUUAAAGAUGAAAAAUGGCAAAGAUGCUAAUCUUGUUUUCUACAAAGAAUCAAAGGAAGCUUAUUCAGAAAAUACUGAUGAACCUAUUCGAACUUCAUUUCAUGUCUACGUCAAACUAGCUCUUCAUCUCAUUAAUCUCUUAUCGGUUGAUGUAGAAUGUUGGAUUGAUAUUCCAUGCUAUAACGAUGCUAAAUGGAUAUCGGAACCAAUUGAUUUGAAAAGUAAAAGCAACAAUAGUCACAAUGAUCAUCCUGUUAUAUUUCAUAAUGCUACCACACAAGAAACAUUGGGUAAUAUACGUCUCUUCAGCAAGGAACAAGAUGAUGUGAUGUCAGAAUGGUCUGAAGACUUUUCACUUGAUGUAAUCAAAAGUACUGGAAUAGCUAGCUGUAAAGUAUCCAAUGCUAGAACCUAUAUGAUCUGUAUUGAUAUUGUGACUACUUCAUUUGGUAUGACAAAAAUUCUUACAUUGGCCCCAUCCACGGUCGUCAUUAAUAAAUCAACUAUUGAAAUUGAAGUUACUGAAGCACAAUCAGAGAUAGAACAGGAACAAUGGAGAUCAGUAAAACCUGAAGAAAUUAUUCCGUUCUGGCCACGCAAUUUGGAAGGAGCUGUCAUGCGUGUUCGUUAUGCGCAUAAUCGAAUAUCAUCAACUGCAUUCUCAUUCACACAAAAACAUCGAACAUUGUUGCAUAUGGAUGAUGAAGAGCGACCAGCACUUCAAGUUGAAGUUAUUGCGACUGAUUUCGAUGGAUUUCGUGUUGUUUUUGGUGAUUACAAGAUUGGCGAUGCGCCUGUCUUACUGGUCAACUGUUUAAAAUAUUUACCGGUUGCAUUCUGUCAAGCAAAUGAUGUACGAACGCAAGUCUUGCCACCACUACACUACGUUUAUUAUACGUGGGUCAAUCCAUUAAAACCACGAACAUUAGCCAUCGCGUGUCAAGAUCAAAGUGUAUCAAUUGAACUUAACUCACUUUGUGGUGUUCUUGAAGCAAAAGAUCAACAACCUGUGUACUAUGCCGUAUUUCAAGAUGGUCCUCAAACAGUAUUACUUUUCGCUGAAGAAACAGCUCUUAUUGAAGCUGUUACAAAUGUGCGUUAA